Messenger RNA from Xylaria bambusicola, 2167 nucleotides. RefSeq names its product MFS sugar transporter-like protein. The coding region runs from base 406 to 1995 and encodes 529 amino acids. The transcript has 6 exons. Gene Ontology annotation, molecular function: carbohydrate:proton symporter activity. Gene Ontology annotation, cellular component: membrane. The record is from RefSeq and is a predicted model, not a curated record. Lineage: Eukaryota; Fungi; Ascomycota; Sordariomycetes; Xylariales; Xylariaceae. Gene Ontology annotation, biological process: transmembrane transport; carbohydrate transport.
UUUUGAUUUGUUAGAAACAGCUGAGAGCAAACGCGAACGGGCCCCAGGACAUCUACUUGCCCCAAGGUAAGGGGUCUUAACCCCAACUGUGAGUGACCUUAUCCGGGUCCCCCCUCAGGAGAGCACCUAGCCUGAGCGAAUGAUACCAUGCUGCAUCGGCCAGGUCUCCAUGGCUAUGGAUCGGCUCAUCGCCCCGAAAAUGCGAACGACGCUUAGGCUCACUUAAAGACAGGCCGUGUCGCGCUCGGGGGUGUGAUAUCGUUUAAUUUAGGCUUACCUUUCCUCAAUCCUCGAUGGGAAUUAACGGUCACAGUUAGCGUUGGGUCAGUUUGUUCUCAAACACGGAAUACGAGUGGGCCAUCGUAGCAGAGUCAAUUACCCGAGGGUACUCCAUCCGUCAGCAAGAUGUCGGGGCAAAGGUUCCUGCAGAAGAUCGUGAAGAAUGAGGCGAUGAAAACUGAUCCCAAGGAGAUCUAUGGAUGGAGAGUCUUCUUGUUAGCAUGUUCGGCGUGUUUUGGUGCUGCCUCCUUCGGCUGGGACAGUGGUGUCAUCGGAGGUGUCAUUAAGCUCGAUACUUUUAUAGAAGACUAUAAGCUAGGAGACACCAGUAGUGUCUCUUCGGCGAACCUCCAAGCGAAUAUCGUGUCCGUGCUCCAAGCUGGGUGCUUUGCCGGUGCUCUCGCGGCUUACCCCUUAGCCGAUUUAUUGGGCCGUAAAUGGUGUCUGGUAUAUGCUUCUAUAUUUACGCUUGCAGGAGUGAUACUGCAAGCGGCGGCAUCGGGACAUCUCGAACCACUAUACAUUGGCCGAUUCGUAGCUGGUCUUGGUGUGGGAGCAUCCAGUGUCGUGAAUCCCAUCUAUGUUAGCGAGAAUGCACCCCGGGCCAUUCGUGGACUGCUUACUGGCAUGUACCAGCUCUUCAUUGUCACUGGUAGUCUGAUUGCCUUCUGGACGAAUUUCGGCGCCGAACUGCACUUGCAUGGCGCGACCAAGUACAUCGUGCCCCUGGCAGUGCAAGGUCUCCCUGCUCUGUUUCUCUUCUCGUUGAUGUUGAUUUGCGACGAGUCGCCAAGGUACCUCGCUCGCAAGGACCAAUGGGAAGAGGCCAAGAACAUCUUGAGGAGACUUCGACAACUGCCCGAUGACCACCCUUAUCUUCAGGAAGAGUUCCAAGAAAUCGCAUAUCAAUUGGAGCAGGAAAGGCAACUCAUGGGUGACGCAAACUUCUGGUCGCUACAGAAGGAGAUGUGGACGGUCGCAUCCAACCGCAAGCGAGCGAUCCUGAGUAUCUUGUUGAUGGUCUUUCAACAGUUGACCGGAACCAAUGCCAUUAACGUCUAUGCGCCAACUAUCUUCACGAACCUUGGUAUCAUGGGCACCCAGAAUUCCCUGCUCGGCACCGGUGUCUACGGCAUUGUCAAGGUCGUCUCGUGUAGUGUCUUCUUGCUCUUCAUGGCCGACUCGCUUGGUCGCCGUCGGUCGCUCCUCGUCUCGGGAAUCGGCCAGUCCUUUUGCAUGUGGUACAUUGGCAUCUACCUCCGUGUUGCUCCACCGGUGAACGGUGCGCCGGUGCCCGUUGCUGGCUACUUCGCCCUGGCCUUUAUCUUCGUUUUUGCCGCAUUCUUCCAGUUCGGUUGGGGCCCAGCCUGUUGGAUCUUGGUCUCGGAGAUCCCGACUGCCCGUCUACGACCGCUAAACGUUUCUCUCGCUGCAGCCACUCAGUGGCUAUUCAACUUUGUUGUUGCCCGGACGCUUCCCGUCAUGUUGGCGACAUUGGGCUACAAGGGAUACGGGACCUAUUUCAUAUACGGCAGCUUUGGUGUCAUUAUGGUCAUCUUCGUGUACUUCUUCAUUCCAGAAACCAAGGGUGUCUCGCUAGAACAUAUGGGUGAGCUCUUUGGCGAGUUACCAUCCGAAUCCAAGUCGUUGGGCGAGGGGGACAAACGGCCUUCGGCGGUGGAGAUCACAGAUACUAACGCAACUCAACGUGUUUGAAGAGGUCCACUGUUUCGUUUUCGUGUUCUCCAUGCAGUACAGUAGAAUGAAAAGACUCGAGAUUGCUUCAGUUAGGUAGCGUGUGUAGAUACAGUUUGAAUGAGAAAGGGAUCGUCCACCGUUGGUUGGAUUAUGACCCCCACGAUACCCAUGAUAUCUAACUCGCUGAAAG